AUGAUCGCCGCGUCGCUGCUCCGCUCCGGCGCCGUGGCCCGGAGAGCUGCGCUGCGCCAGGCCGCUGCCGGUGCGGGCGCGCCUGCUCCACUUGCCGGUGACGCUGCUGCGCGCUCGCUCAGCAACAGCGCCUCGCGAUGCGCUCGCGUGCCCGAGGACAAGGGCGCCGCGUCGCGGCCAGAAGAGAGCAGUGCAUCCGCUGAGAAGGCGUCGGAGCCGCAGGCGGACGCAGCUGCGCCGCAAGCCGCACCGCCGGCGGCGCCACGAAAGGACCUGCGCCGCUCGACGAGCUUCGCCGACAUCGACACAUCGCUCGCCAUGGCUGCUAUUGAGGGCGAGAUGGGAGGCAAGGGCGGCAAGACGAACGCCAAGGCGCGUGGUGCGCAGACGAGCCAGGACCGGCAGCGCAAGCAGACGGCACGCAUCUUUGGCGUGCUCGGCCUGGUCGGCAUUGGCGCUGUGGUGGGCAACAUGGGCCGGGACUGGGAGACGAUUGAGGAGCGGCAGAAGUACGGAGAUGACCCGUCAGCGCAGGGCUUCUUCGGGCGGGUGCAGACGCGCCUGCGCUCGAUGUACACCUCUGUGAAGGACCCGGCAUGGGAGAAGCUGCUGCCCGAGCCGCUGCCGUUCCCGUACCAGCGGCCGUACACGCUCGUGCUGGACGUCGACAAGCUGCUCGUCUCCUCGACGUGGACGCGCAAGGAUGCCUGGCGGACAGCCAAGCGUCCCGGCCUCGACUACUUCCUCGCGUACCUCUCGCAGUUCUACGAGAUUGUGCUCUUCACGCGCCAGCCGUUCUACAUUGCCGGCCCCGUGAUUGAGAAGCUCGACCCGGACCGCCGCUACGUGGCCUACACGCUCUUCCGCGAGAGCUGCAAGACGAGCGACUCGGGCAACGUCGUCAAGGACCUCAGCUACCUCAACCGCGACCUGUCAAAGGUCAUCGUGCUCGACACAGAUGCGACGGCGUUUGAGCUGCAGCCAGAGAACGGCAUCGUGGUGAAGAAGUGGGAGGGCGACCCGAAGGACACGGAGCUCGUUGGCCUGAUUCCGUUCCUGGAGUCGAUUGGCAUCUACGGCAUCGAGGACGUGCGGAGGCCGAUCAAGAGCUACGAGGGCCUGCACAUCCCCACAGAGCACGCCAAGCGGCUCGCGUCGACGCUGAAGGCCGACGAGGCGGACCGCAAGGCCAAGCAGUCGAAGCGUCUCUUUGGCGGCCUGCGCGAGGGCGCCGGUGCCGCGCCGCAAAAGUCGUGGUACGAGUCGGAGCGGGAGCGCUACAUGCAGGCCUUCCAGGAGGAUCAAAAGUACUGGCGCGAGAACGGCGAGGCGAUCCGCCGGCAGGCCAAGGAGGAUCAGGAGCGACAGAUCAAGGAGAUGAAGCUCAGCGCCUGGGGGUGA
This is a messenger RNA of Tilletiopsis washingtonensis, 1401 nucleotides long. Its product is annotated as NIF-domain-containing protein. Gene Ontology annotation, molecular function: phosphoprotein phosphatase activity. The coding region runs from base 1 to 1401 and encodes 466 amino acids. The record is from RefSeq and is a predicted model, not a curated record. The transcript has 4 exons. Lineage: Eukaryota; Fungi; Basidiomycota; Exobasidiomycetes; Entylomatales.